This is a messenger RNA of Talaromyces atroroseus, 891 nucleotides long. RefSeq lists its product as hypothetical. Gene Ontology annotation, biological process: maturation of 5.8S rRNA; regulation of gene expression. Bases 1 to 891 code for a protein of 296 amino acids. Gene Ontology annotation, cellular component: exosome (RNase complex); nucleolus. NCBI's taxonomy places the organism in Eukaryota, Fungi, Ascomycota, Eurotiomycetes, Eurotiales, Trichocomaceae. Gene Ontology annotation, molecular function: DNA binding; RNA binding. The transcript is spliced from 3 exons. The record is from RefSeq and is a predicted model, not a curated record.
AUGGAGGUCGCGGAUUUGAUACCGGUAGUCGAGCGCUUCGAAGAUAAUCUUGAUGAUUUGGAGGAAGUGAUUAAGCCGCUUCUUGCGCGCUCGUUGGAAGAGACAUCCAAAAAGCUACCGCUGUUGGAGAGGGCCAAGCUACAUGCUCUGGUUACAUAUACAGUGGAAUCGCUGAUUUAUUCAUACUUGCGUCUUCGAGGAGUGGAGGCCAAGGAACACCCUGUCUUCACGGAGUUGACCCGGGUGAAGCAGUACUUUAGAAAAAUCGCAGCGUUGGAAAGUGAACCGGAGAAAACAGACAAACCAACAAUGAGAUUAGAUCAGGGCGCGGCCCGUCGUUUCAUAUCACAUGGUCUUGCUGGCAAUGAACAGUACGACAACGAGCGAGCCGAAAAGCUAGCAAAAGAGAGAGCACGAGCGCAACUCAAGGCGGCGAUGCUCGCCAAGCAGUCAAAAAACAAACCAUCGACUUCAGUUUCGUCACAAGAACCCAGGGAAUCGUCCACUUCCGCCAGCAGUUCAGAUUCCGAGGCCCAUUCCGAGUCCGAGUCCGAGUCUGAGUCUGAGGACUCCGAACCCGAAGCUCAGUCGCAGUAUGUUGAGAACAAUCGUAAGGUACAACCAUCAAAGGAGCCGCAGGCCCCGGAAGAUUUUAUUCAGUUACCAUCGGAACCAUUUGUUGGGUUAGAAACUGCAAAGUCGAAAGCAAAGAAGAGGAAAGAAGCCGCUUUAGCUAGGAAAGCCGAUCGCAAGGCAAAAAGAGAAGGGAAGCCAACGAACGAGGCUAGCAAUAACAAACAAGCCCUCGAUCAGAAGAAGGAGAGGCGGCGCAAUAAACAAGCCAAGAAAAAGGCAAAGAGAGCCAAGCAGAAGCAGAAGGGAAAUGCCUAA